Neohortaea acidophila is the source of this 3075-nucleotide messenger RNA. Its product is annotated as major facilitator superfamily domain-containing protein. Gene Ontology annotation, cellular component: membrane. The coding region runs from base 288 to 2948 and encodes 886 amino acids. Lineage: Eukaryota; Fungi; Ascomycota; Dothideomycetes; Mycosphaerellales; Teratosphaeriaceae. The transcript is spliced from 4 exons. Gene Ontology annotation, molecular function: transmembrane transporter activity. The record is from RefSeq and is a predicted model, not a curated record. Gene Ontology annotation, biological process: transmembrane transport.
UUCCCUUACCACGCCACCGACGGAUUCGCAAUUGACGCCUUGCAGAUUGGUCGGGCCUUUUUCCAACGAGUCAGGAGUUGGUGCAGUACUAUAACGCCUUUGCCGACUUCUAUGGCUUGCACCAGAGCACCGUGUUCGAGCAGACCGUCAUCGAAGCCUUCUGGUCCGAUGAGGAGUCCCUAUGGAACGUCGUAUGCGAGGACGCAGACACCGACGAACGCUGUGUUUGGCAAUGCGAUGUACUGGUACAGAGCGCAGGGACUCACAACCACAAGAAGCUCCCGGCCAUGGAAGGCAUCGAGAAGUUCCAAGGCGACGUAUGGCACACCGUCGAUUCGCCCGCGCACUACGACUUCACCGACAAAAGAGUGGCCUACAUUGGAACAGGCUCGACGGCACUGCAAGCGCUUCCGGUCGUGCAAUCUCAUACCAAGCAUCUGACCAUUUUGAUGCGAUCCAUGACAUACUGCCAUCCAUUCCCCCACAUCCGAUAUCCUCCGCUGCUGCUUUGGGCCUUUUCCUGGAUUCCGGGGUUGCUCUGGCCGUACGCCGCAGUCGUCUCUUGUGGCUUCGGCUUGUGGACCUGGUUUGUGUUUCGCCCGGGCACGUGGCUGGCUUGGUCGGAGGAGGAGCAUUGCCAGCGCUACCUCGAUCGUAGCGUCUCUGAUCCGGUCUUGCGUCGAAAAUUGCAACCCACGGGCCGCUUCGGCUCCAAGCGACCAUUGGUGCCGGCGAACUUUUACGAUUUAAUGCAGCGCGGCAACGUAGAAGUCGCACAAGAAAGGUUGGUGAAGGUCUUCGAGCACGGUCUAGUUUCCGAGCCAUUUCCAGCCCCAGACUCUAAUCCCGACAACGCGGUCGCCGGAAAGCAGACGUUGGGGAUCGACGAGCAGCAGACCAGACGUUUACGCUGCGGUAUUACUGGUGGCGCACUCGACGCGUGGACAAGAAUUUGUAUGUCAACUCUCUCGAAGUAUUGCGGAAGUCCGAGAGCGCAGAGAGGUAGAAAGGAGGCAAUGCACUCAAGGCUACGACUGCAGAUAUCAUUCGUCGUCCUGCCGAUUAUGUUCCUCGGCCUGCGGACUGGCGAAGUCCUCGAGUUGACGUCCUAUAUCGGCUCGAAGGAAGGCAUCCUGUACCAAGACAUUCGACUCAUACGGGUGCUUGGUCCAUGUCGAUGGCGAUUUUCGCGCCCCAAAUUUCGGCUUCACCCGGAAUCUGACAAGAGAACUUAUCCACUAAUAAGCCGAGCUCGGAGCUGGAGGUCCUUUGAUAAAUACAAGCUCACUCACCCGAAUUCUGUGCCUGGGCCUUUCCCAUCGGUUCUGGACAUGGCAACAACAACGACCCUCGAGCUGCAGAGGCUCGAGUCCAAGUCGGAGCAUGUCACAAUCGACCCCCACCUUCCCGCCUCCACUCCACCUCGCGAAAGCUUUGCGUUGCCAGCGGACGAAUCGCCUGACGUAUCACCAAGUGACGAAGCAACGACAGUCCUAUCCACGAGCCGAGCAGUAAUUGUGACUGCUCAAUUGAUCGGUCUGCAGCUAUUCUCGAGUUUUUGCAAUGGUGUCGCUGUGGUUGGUCUGCCUGCUAUCAUCGACACGGUCAAGCUGGAGACCGGCCUUCUUCUGUGGCCGACGUCCGUCUUCUACCUCACAGCCGGAUCGUGUCUGAUGCUGGCUGGAUCUAUUACAGACGUCGUGGGCACGAGGCCUAUGAUCCUAACGGCCAACAUGCUGCUCAUUGCAAGUGCUUUUGCCUGCGGCGCAGCACGAACCGGAGGCGAACUCAUUGCAUUCCGCGGCCUGCAAGGUGUCUCCUUCGCCAUCGCUGUCCCAGCAUCGGUUUCCAUCAUCUCAACCAACAUUGCAUAUGGGCGGCCGCGGAACCUUGGGUUUUCGUGUCUAGGGUUCUCCAGUCCACUCGGGUUCUUGCUCGGUCUCGUUCUUGGAGGUGUUUUGGUUGACAGUGUCGGAUGGCGCCCGGCAUUCUACCUUGCCGGGGCUACUACUACUGCAUUGUGUCUAUUCGGCUUUUGGGCUUUGCCACACGAUCCUCGGCCAAGACCUGUUCGCACGAUAUGGAAGCAGCUAGCUUUGAAUAUUGAUUGGGUGGGAACGAUGGUUCUUAGUGCUGGAAUAACGGUUCUAGCAUACGUCCUGGCAAUGCUCUCGUCCGAUAUCAUGAACAUCCGCCGCGCUUCCAAUAUUUCGCUGCUGGUCAUCAGUGUUGCCACGAUUCCAGUGUUCAUCUGGUGGAUGAACCACCAAGUAGAGCACAAUCGUCCAGCAGUGAUGCCAAAUUCGCUCUGGCGCAACGCCAGCUUUACGAGCAUUUGUAUCAUGGUACUGCUUUCCAAUGCAGUCAGCAAUAAUAUGGAGCCGUUCUGUAGUCUGUUCUUCCAGCAAGUCCAAGGCCACUCAGCACUUGAAGCAUCAAUCCGCAUCCUCCCCGCCCUUGUCACAGCGGUGCUAAUCAACAUUUCGCUUGGCUACUUUGUGAAUCGACUGCCGGUUAUGUUGGUCGUAUUGGCUGCCUCCGCGAUCGCCGCUCUAUCACCACUUCUCAUGGCCGUCAUCAAGCCCCAAUGGCCGUACUGGUACAUGGCGUUCACCGCACAGGUCUUCCUACAAGUCUGUACCAACACCUUGUUCACCGUCGGUCUGCUCAUCAUCUCCGCUGUGUUUCCCUCACGGACCCAGGCUUUGGGCGGCGCAGUGUUCAAUACCUGCGCGCAACUUGGCACCUCCAUUGGAUUAACGGUAACUCAAGUCAUCACCGAAUCAGUCACGGCCAGCUCGGAUGAAGUCAACAAGUCGUCCCCCAAAGCCCUGAUGGACGGGUAUCGCGCCGUCUUUUGGGCCUUGUUUGCGAUGAUGGUUUUGGUAGGGCUCACAGGUGCGUUGGGGUUGCGCCGGGUAGGUAAGAUUGGCGUAAAGCAAGAUUGAUCUGGCUUCUGUCGGGUGUAAGAUCGCCAGUCAGUAAGAGCAGAUAGUCACUAUUGAGUACUGCGACCUCCGCUAUUGAAUCGUGUAUUGCUCGAUGGACCAGAUGUGGAAAGCCGCUGCCGUGAUG